Molecule: messenger RNA, 1596 nt
Organism: Pseudogymnoascus destructans
Lineage: Eukaryota; Fungi; Ascomycota; Leotiomycetes; Thelebolales; Thelebolaceae
Gene: RSM23
Product: 37S ribosomal protein S23 mitochondrial
Exons: 2
Coding region: 1-1476 (491 amino acids)
Cellular component (GO): mitochondrial small ribosomal subunit
Molecular function (GO): structural constituent of ribosome
Source: RefSeq, a predicted model, not a curated record
AUGCACCUCGAAACAAUCCAAGCCCCCAUCACAACCACCAUAGCUCGCCAAUCCCACGCAUUGGCGAUGGCCUCGACGAAUUGCUGGAAGUGCCUGAUCAGGCCUUCCUCCUCAGCAUCUCCAUAUGCCCUCUCCAGUGCUCAACGGGUGGCCGCCUUCUCCACGGCGACCGCCGUCCUCGCUCGCGCACAGGCAAACUCAAAGCAGUCGAAGGUGCGCAACAUGACCUUCAAGGUAAAGGGCGCUGCGCGGUCAUUGAGGAUUAAGAAAAAGGCCCCCGUGAAGGUUGGACGCUCCCCAGCUCCCGGAGAGAGAAAGGCGAUGCGGAAGCGAAUCGUGCUGAGCAACACCAAUGCGCUUGAAGUUGAGGGACUCCAGGAGCUCAGCCCGGAGACAAUGGUGGAUGCCGCGAUGGUGGGCAAGGUGGUGACAAUCCCCGGACCAGUUAUCGAUCGAUUGAGAGUCGUGGAGGCGUUCAAGAACAACCAGUCAUGGGAUCUGUUUCGAUCACCCAGCAUACUUGUCCGAGACGAGACCGUCACCCUCGCUAAGAAGCUGCUCGACGCCGCAGCCACAAAGAAAACCGGCUCCAUAAUCCUCUCCGGCGCCCGAGCAACCGGAAAGAGCAUGCUUCUCCUCCAAGCUAUAGCCACAGCCUUCACCAAAGGCUGGCUCGUCAUCAGCAUCCCCGACGCCAAAGAGCUCGCCACAGCCGUAACAGCCUACACCCCCCUCCCCGGCACUACUUCCCUCCAAUUCUCCCAAAACGUCUACACCUCCACCCUCCUCGCCCAAAUCGCCAAAGCGAACGACGCCCUCCUCUCCGCCCACACCGUCAAGCAGACACACACUCUCCCCCUCCCCAUCCCGCCCAACAGCACCCUCACGCGCCUCGCCGAGCUAGGCGCUCGCGAUCCCGAAGCCGCGUGGCCCAUUUUCCAGGCCCUCUGGAAGGAGAUCACGGCCGAGGGUUACCCGCCUAUCCUGCUUGCCGCUGAUGGGCUGAAUCAUAUGAUGACUGUGUCGGCGUAUCGGGCGCCGGAUUUUAGUCGGGUGCAUGCUCAUGACUUGGUACUGAUUAAGCAUUUCGUGGAUCACAUCUCUGGGGCGAAGAGCCUGCCGAACGGUGGCGCGGUGGUGGCUGCUACGACGACGGGGAAUAUCCCCAAGACGGAGGCGAUGAACCUAGCGUUCCAACAGAUCCAAGAGAAGGCUGCCGGGGAGCAGGUUACAGCUCCCUCGCCGUGGGUAGAGACUGAUUGGCGGGUGAUGGAGAGUUUGAAGAAAGUGGAUCUUAUGCAGUUGAAGGGACUGACGAAGGCGGAGGCGAGGGGAUUGAUGGAGUAUUGGGCUGCGAGUGGGAUGCUGAGACAGGCGGUUGAUGAGAGGACUGUUACGGAGAAGUGGGCGUUGGCGGGUAAUGGGGUAGUUGGGGAGAUUGCGAGGGAGGCGCUGAAGAUGCAUAUUGUAGCAUAGAAGGGAAGCACAGAAGGGGAGGGAGAGAUGGAUGUAUUUUGGUGUAAAUUAGAACCUGUAUUGUAAAUGUUAAGACGCCGAUUUUUCCACCUGGAUGAUGAUUCUAGGUGCGGCUAGAGC